Messenger RNA from Perognathus longimembris pacificus (Pacific pocket mouse), 2747 nucleotides. It is a transcript of the gene Otulin, whose product is annotated as OTU deubiquitinase with linear linkage specificity. The transcript is spliced from 7 exons. The record is from RefSeq and is a predicted model, not a curated record. Bases 95 to 1171 code for a protein of 358 amino acids. Gene Ontology annotation, molecular function: cysteine-type deubiquitinase activity. Lineage: Eukaryota; Metazoa; Chordata; Mammalia; Rodentia; Heteromyidae. Gene Ontology annotation, biological process: protein linear deubiquitination.
GGCGGCCGCAGGGGCGGCGGCGGGGCGCCGGCAGGGCAGGGCCCGGGAUUGCCGGGAGCGGUCGGGACCCCGUGGGCGCCGCGGCCGCCGCCGCAUGAGCGAGGGGACCAUGCCUCAGCCCGGGGCGUGGCCCGGCGCGGGCUGCGCGGAGACGCCGGCGCGGGCCGCGGGGGCCGCGGCGCGGGACGGCGGGAAGGCGGCGGGCGGCGGGCAGCCCCGGCCCGAGGUGCGGUGCCCGGCGGCGCGGUGCCCGGUGGAGCCUGAGGAGGACAUGGACAUGUACCGUGCUGCAGAUGAAAUAGAAAAGGAGAAAGAAUUGCUUGUUCAUGAAAGAGGGGCACCAGAACUCAGAUUAAGCGUGGCUCCUGAGAUGGACAUCAUGGACUACUGUAAGAAGGAGUGGAGGGGAAACACCCAAAAAGCAACAUGUAUGAAAAAGGGCUACGAGGAAGUUUCUCAGAAGUUCACGUCCAUCAGGAGAGUCCGUGGUGAUAACUACUGUGCACUGCGGGCCACGCUCUUCCAGGCGAUGAGCCAGCUGGCAGAGCUGCCCCCGUGGCUGCAGGACCCAGAGCUCAUGCUGUUGCCAGAAAAACUGAUAAGAAAAUACAGCUGGAUCAAGCAAUGGAAAUUUGGACUGCAAUUUGAUGGGAAGAGUGAAGACCUGGUUGAAAAAAUUAAGGAGUCCCUUAUCCUGCUAAGGACAAAGUGGGCAGGCCUGGCUGAAAUGAGAACUGCUGAAGCAAGGCAGAUAGCUUGUGAUGAACUGUUCACAAAUGAAGAAGAAUAUAGCCUCUAUGAAGCUGUGAAAUUUCUAAUGCUGAAUAGAGCCAUUGAACUCUAUGAUGAUAAAGAGAAAGGAAAGGAAGUACCAUUUUUCUCUGUGCUUCUCUUUGCUCGGGAUACAUCGAAUGACCCCGGACAGCUGCUGAGGAACCAUCUGAACCAGGUGGGCCACACAGGUGGCCUCGAGCAGGUUGAAAUGUUCCUUCUUGCCUAUGCAGUUCGCCACACUAUCCAGGUGUAUCGACUGUCCAAGUACAGCACUGAAGAGUUCAUCACAGUCUACCCCACUGACCCCCCCAGGGACUGGCCAGUGGUGACCCUCAUUGCUGAGGAUGACCGGCACUAUAACGUCCCUGUUCGAGUGUGUGAGGAGACGAGUCUGUGAGAGGGACCCCACCUGAAGAGCCUCGUGACCUGCAGGGCACACCGGCAGCUCCUUGCUAUGGGCCUUAGACCUGCCCGUUCUCAAAGAACAACUUGUGAGGGCUCCUGAGCUCCCGGGUGCCAGGUUAGAUUAGGGGGUUCAAGACUUCCUUUUGAUAGUAAGAACUAACGGAGUCUGUCCCCUAGUCUGUCCCGUGGUGUGUCUCACUGGGGGCCAUCACAGCGUAUCUUUUAGAAGGUACAAGCUACAGUUCUACAAGACAAAGAUUUUUGUAUCAGAGGAAACCACUUUUGGAGAGGAAUAUGUUCAUGUCUGGAAUCAAAAUUCUCUCUAAUGGUAAACUGGCUUUUAAUUUGUUUUGUAAAGGCAGUAAUCUUUUGGUGGUGGUGACAGGUGUCUUUAGUAGUCUUCCUAUAUGAUCUGUUUGAAUGGUAGAGUUCUGAGAUGGAUGUGUUGAUAGCGUAGUCAGGGCAUCCUCUGAUAAUCUCAUCAGAGCAAUAAUUUGAAGCAGAAUGUGUCCUGGAAGACUAAGAAUUUAGGUCCCUGGGUCCUUGGAAGGCGGGAGACACUGCUCGAGGGAACAGCAGAGGGCUCUGGACCUUCCUGCGCUGUGUGACUGUGACAUGGGUUGGGUUGGUCAGUGCUGCUCUGUCACAUUUGUGUCCGAGUUGAUACUUACUCAGAAUCUCCAAAGAGUCACGGGCUUAGUCGGCAAAGAACGUAUAUCCACCUGUGAUUUUAGAGCUGGAGUCCAAGGCCAGAAGAUCUUAGUAAUCUCAUCUUAGUGGUGGAGCUGAGCCGCCCCAGUCUUCCUGUGCCCUUUUCACACUGCUGCACAUGCGUGUGACCUACCUGGUGAUGGGAUGAGUAAUAGCAGUCUCUCUAGACUGUUCCUGAGUCAGUUGAAGUGGAGGCAUGUAGUCAACACAAGUGUAGAAGCUGCUGUGCUCCUGAUUGGGCUUGAGCAGCCUCAAAAGGACAGCUUAUGUGGCCGUAAGCACUUGCCUGUGUAGCACAGGGCAGCCAGGUGACGGGUUGGGGGUGGGCAGCUGCGCUGAGCCUGGUCGACCUGCGGGCUGAUGUUGCCCUUCAGGGACAUGGACUUGGUCAUUGUUCAUGAGAAACAGGCACGUCACUCUUUAAAGAUUCUGUCCGCAGAACUGGCAGCUCAGCUCUGAAGAGCUGAUGUUUCCUUGAAGUACUGAGUCUAUUUUAUAUAAUUAAAAUAUUUGAUCCAAUUUAAAAUUUACAGACUUAUAGUUUAUAAGCUAUGUAACCUGUUUGGGGGAAGAGACAAACCUUUGAAAACUUACGUUUGGCUUUUAAUUAAACUCAUGCCUUAGUUAAGAAGACACAGGAUGUGGAACUAUUCAGACAGCUACAUUAGUAUUUCUCGCAUUACUUCAUCAGUAAUGUCUGACACGUUCUGCUAGAUGUUUAUUGGCCUCUGUUAGAAUCCAAUCCUGCUCUAAAUGUGUAUGCAUACAUUACAGAGGCUUUCUGUUUUUCACUGAGAAAUGCCACGGUGCCUGGAAUAAGUAGAUACCCAGAAGCCACAUUAAAGUACUACUAGAGA